AUGGUGCCGGCGAGCACGGUGCUCACGCUGCUGGGCUUCUGCGCCAGCGUCCUCUUCAUCGUCUUCGUGUGCUCCCGGCUCGUCUGCGCCCUCACCCGCCACGUGCGCCGCGGCCGCCGCCCCUCGCCGCCUCUCCCCCGCUUCCCCCCCGUCGGGGUCAGAGCCGGUCACUCCUCCCACGUUCCGUUCGACCGCCAGGGACACGCCGCUGGAGGGGGAGGGGUCGACCCCGCCGCCGUAGCCGCCUUCCCCACCCGCGCCUUCUCCGCCGCAGGCUGCCCCCGCGGCGAGGCGGCGGACGCCUCAGCCAUGUGUGUCGUCUGUCUUGCAGAGUACGAAGAUGACGACGUACUCCGCGUUCUUCCUUACUGUGGCCACGAUUUCCACGUGGCCUGCAUCGACAUCUGGCUAAAGCAGCACUCGACAUGUCCUGUCUGUAGAGUUUCCCUGCGGAAUGACCCUGGCAGAAAGCAUGCUGCGCCGCCUCUGCCGAGCGCGGUGAUAGUAAUUCCCCCAUGCUCGCCUGAAGUGUCGAGAUCUGACCCAUGCCGCUGCCUGUUCUCCGGCAGAGGGCAUUCGCCAACGACAUCGUCACAGGUUCUUACAAACGAACCUGGCCAGGCGAAUCAGAUUCAGGUAGUAUGCCAUCCAUCGGAGGAUCAGGGAAACAAUCCGACGCCAUCUGAGGUUGGCUCUCCUGGUGAGAAUAACAACCAGACAGGGAAGUUGAACAUAGAGAGUCCUCGCGUAGUUGGCAUGCUGCCAUGA
Triticum turgidum subsp. durum (durum wheat) is the source of this 768-nucleotide messenger RNA. The record is from the annotation of a GenBank genome assembly. NCBI's taxonomy places the organism in Eukaryota, Viridiplantae, Streptophyta, Magnoliopsida, Poales, Poaceae.